AUGAUCCCCAAAGUAGACAAGGAUGACGUGAUUAUUGAAGAAGCCCGAGGUCUUCAGGGCGUUUGCUGGGGAGAAGAAUAUGAACGGAUGAUCAGCGGCAUGUUAUAUUCUCCCCUUGCACCAGAGCUCAUAGAGGGUCGGUCUCGAGCCAGACAACUGACAGGAGAGUUUAAUGCAUCUCUCUACGGCGAUGUCGCUUCGGAAAAGACCAGCCUGCAGAGAACAGAAAUCCUGAAGAAGCUCUUCGGUCGCACGGGACAAAGUAUUUACAUUGAGCCUCCUCUCUUCGUCGACUAUGGAUGUAAUAUCAGUGUUGGCGAGAGCUUCUACGCCAACUUCCACCUCACCGUUCUCGAUUGUGGGUUGGUGUCGAUUGGGAACAACGUAGAAAUUGGCCCAAAUGUCAGCAUCAUUACAGGGGAGCACUACACCAUGAUUGAAGAGCGAAGAGCGCAUCGAGGCCAUGAGUUUACAGGGGGUGUUGUCAUUGGAGAUGACUGCUGGAUUGGCGCUGGUGUCAUAAUCCUUGCUGGUGUGACUAUUGGCUCGGGCUGUACUAUUGGCGCCGGCUCGGUAGUGAAGGCAGACAUUCCACCUUGUAGUAUUGCCAUUGGUGUUCCUGCUAGGGUGAUCCGGUCAGCGAAACAAGAGUCAACUGUUGGUUAG
Molecule: messenger RNA, 666 nt
Organism: Penicillium subrubescens
Lineage: Eukaryota; Fungi; Ascomycota; Eurotiomycetes; Eurotiales; Aspergillaceae
Product: sugar O-acetyltransferase
Exons: 3
Coding region: 1-666 (221 amino acids)
Molecular function (GO): acetyltransferase activity
Source: RefSeq, a predicted model, not a curated record